AUGGAUGUUCCUGGUAAAGCUGUCAAAGCUGAAUUACUUGACAUUGCUAUAAAAAAUCUACCAGAAAAACGAUAUGAAACUGAUGAAGCAGUUAAGAAAUACAAUGUUGAUAUCUUGCGUUUACCUAUUAAACAUUGUUUGCUCAAUCCGGUGGAGUUGGCAUGGGCAGGUCUGAAGCAGUAUGUACGAGAUAACAAUGUUAAUUUUCGGUUAAGCGAUGUUCGACACUUAGCACAAGAAUGGAUGUUGAACUUGAAAACAGCUACAGUUACGGCUUAUCUCAAUCACGUUUACAAUGUCGAGGAAAUGUUCAAGAAAUCCGAUGCUUUCACAGAACAACUCCAAGAAGACUUAUUAGAUGAUGAUAACCAUGAUGAACUGGAUUUCGAGAUUGAAGAAAUGACGGAUUAA
Molecule: messenger RNA, 411 nt
Organism: Rotaria sp. Silwood2
Lineage: Eukaryota; Metazoa; Rotifera; Eurotatoria; Philodinida; Philodinidae
Source: the annotation of a GenBank genome assembly